Budorcas taxicolor (takin) is the source of this 663-nucleotide messenger RNA. It is a transcript of the gene NKAIN4, whose product is annotated as sodium/potassium transporting ATPase interacting 4. Gene Ontology annotation, biological process: regulation of sodium ion transport. NCBI's taxonomy places the organism in Eukaryota, Metazoa, Chordata, Mammalia, Artiodactyla, Bovidae. The record is from RefSeq and is a predicted model, not a curated record.
AUGACCUUUGCGGGCUCUGAGCCCGCGGAGCACCCUGGGGCCUUUUUCCAGGCUGUGCCCCAGGCUUUGUGGGAGGCAGGGCCCAGGGAGGGGUUUGGGACAGAGUCAGCCCCCGUGCCAGGGCUCCAGCCGGCAGCCCCCACCACACUCACUCUGGGUGGGGCUGGCGUACUCACCUCCGCAGCCCUCCUGGUGACAGUCACUACCCUGGAGCUGCAGGUGUUCAACCUCCUGGGCUACCAGUGGGCACCCAUCUUGGCCACCUUCACCCGCAUUGUCGUGGUUAUCCUGGGGUCUUCAGCACCAUCCAGUGCCGGCCUUGCUACAUUGUGGUGUCCUGACCUCAACCUCUCCCAGCAGCGUUCCUGGUGGUAUGAGCAUGGCCUGGGCUGUGUGCCCGAGGAACCGGCAGCUGGCUUGGGUUCUCUGGACAGACAGCUCCUGGAGUAUGGCCACAUGGAGGCUCUGCACAGCGCCCUGCAGACCAUGCUGAUGCUCUUGGGCUUCAUCUGUGCCUGCCACAUGGUCAGUGUGAUCACCAAGGAGGAGGACAGCUAUAAGUUUGAUUUCAUUGGUGGAUUUGACCCAUUUCCUCCCUACCAUGUCAAUGAAAAGCCUUCCAACCUCUAGUGCGAGCAGGCCUUGUCCCACAUGGAAUCCUGA